CGGAGUUGGGGGAAUAUUUGUAUUUUCACGCGUGUACGGAAAUGAUGCUCUGCAUUUCUGUUCUCUGCGCUCCUGUAAGCGUCGGGCGGAUGUGGAAAUGGCAGUUGCAUCUUCUCCUGUGUGUAUGCGCCGCAGAGGUGGCACGCGGGCAGGUCCGCUAUUCUAUUCCCGAGGAGAUGGCGACGGGAUCCUUUGUGGGAAAUAUCGUACAGGACCUAGGUCUGGAUGUGAAAAGACUGAAAUCGGGCAGAGCUCGCAUUUUUACAGAGGACAGUCGUGAGUAUGUCGGCCUGAAUUCUGAUAAAGGCACGCUCGUGGUGAAAGAAAGAAUUGAUAGAGAGGAGCUGUGUGCUCAGGUGUCUCCGUGCUCUUUACAUUUCCAGAUCAUUCUCGAGAAUCCUAUGGAACUCCAUAGUAUUGUUGUAGAGAUAUUAGACAUCAAUGACAACGCCCCGUUUUUUGCCGAUAAAAAAAUAGAAUUGCAGAUUAGCGAAUCCGCUGUGUCCGGAGCUCGAUUCUCUCUAGAAAGUGCCAAAGACCCCGAUGUGGGAGAGAAUUCACUCCAGAGAUACACGCUAAAUCCCUCAGACCAUUUUAUACUGAAGCUGCAGUCACGUCCUGACGGAACUAAGUAUGUGGAGAUGAUGCUUCAAACUGCACUGGACAGAGAAAAGCAGCAUGAACAUAAAUUAAUCUUAGCUGCAUUUGACGGUGGAAGCCCUCAGAAGUCUGGUACAAUGCAUAUACAUGUGGAGGUUUUAGAUGCGAAUGACAAUGCGCCAGUUUUUAGCUCUACCCUCUACAAAGCUUCUUUAACGGAAAAUUCAGUGAAGGGUACAGCUAUUUUGAAAGUCAGUGCAACGGACGCAGACAAAGGAACAAAUGCAGAGGUGACCUAUUCGUUUUCGCAAAUCACAGAUAGCGUUUCAGAAACGUUUGAUAUAGACCCCAGCAGUGGUGAAAUCACUGUAAAAGGAAAGUUAGAUUUUGAAAAAUCUAAGCAGUUUGAGAUAAAUGUGAAAGCUACAGACCAGGGCGGUUUAACUGACUCCAGUAAAGUGUUAAUUGAUGUAUUGGACGUGAAUGACAAUGCUCCUGUCAUAACAGUCAUGUCGUUUUCAAGCCCGAUACCCGAGGACUCUGCGACAGAGACGAUCAUUGCCAUGUUAAAUGUCAAAGAUUCAGACUCUGGAAAAAACGGGAAAGUACGGUGCUCCAUUAACAACGAAUUACCUUUUCGACUGAAGACUACAUCUCCCAAUUUCUACAGUUUGGUCACAGAUCAGAUAUUGGAUCGUGAAAAGGCCUAUGAAUAUAAUAUAACCAUAACAGCCACAGAUGAAGGAUCACCUCCAUAUUUAACUAACAAAACUCUGACUCUUAAAAUCUCCGAUGUAAAUGACAAUGCGCCGCUGUUUGAAAAGGGCUCGUACACUGCAUAUGUCAUGGAGAAUAACGCACCGGGGAUGUCAGUAUAUUCUGUGAAAGCUAAGGACAAAGAUUUCGGAAACAACGCUCAGAUCUCUUAUUUUCUUGAGGAUGAACAAAUUAAUGGACUUUCAACAUCAUCAUAUAUUUCAGUGAAUUCAGAAAGCGGGACAAUUUAUGCUGUGCGCUCCUUUGAUUUUGAACAAAUUAAAGAAUUCAAAAUUAAGGUCAAAGCUCAGGAUGGAGGCUCACCGCCUCUAAGCAGCAAUGCGACUGUAACUAUAUUCAUUAAAGACCAAAAUGACAACGCCCCUCAGAUUCUCUACCCAAUACAGAUUGGUGUCUCCCAAGUGGCUGAAAUGGUGCCUCGUUCAGCAGAUGUUGGCUAUCUUGUCACUAAAGUGGUCGCUGUUGAUGUGGACUCGGGGCAGAAUGCCUGGCUCUCAUAUAAACUGCUGAAAGCGACAGACAGGGCGCUGUUUGAAGUGGGCUUACAGAAUGGAGAAAUAAGAACUUUACGCCAAGUCACUGAUAAAGAUGCUGUGAAACAAAGACUUACUGUUGUAGUGGAGGACAACGGGCAGCCCUCUCGUUCAGCUACAGUCAAUGUUAACGUGGCGGUGGCGGACAGUUUCCCGGAAGUGCUCUCUGAAUUCACCGACUAUACACAGGACAAGGAUUACAAUGACAACCUGACUUUUUAUUUGGUCUUGGCCUUGGCUGUGGUCUCAUUUUUGUUUAUUAUCUCCAUAAUUGCGAUUAUUUCAGUAAAAGUAUAUCGAUGGAGACAGACAAGAUUAUACUACAAAUCCAAUGGGAACCUCCCUGUUAUUCCGUACUAUCCACCGCUUUACGCUGACGUUGAUGGCGCCGGAACUCUGCAGCACGUGUAUAAUUACGAGGUGUGCAGGACUACUGACUCGAGAAAGAGUGACAUCAAAUUCAUGAGACCUUUCAGUCAGAGCGCGCUGAAUGUGGAUGUGAGUGGCGCGGGGACGCUGCGGAUGGAAACAAAAGAGACGGAAGUGACAGAUGAGUGUUCCGAGGUGAGGUGA
Molecule: messenger RNA, 2483 nt
Organism: Megalops cyprinoides (Indo-Pacific tarpon)
Lineage: Eukaryota; Metazoa; Chordata; Actinopteri; Elopiformes; Megalopidae
Product: protocadherin gamma-A11-like
Exons: 1
Coding region: 42-2483 (813 amino acids)
Biological process (GO): homophilic cell-cell adhesion
Cellular component (GO): plasma membrane
Molecular function (GO): calcium ion binding
Source: RefSeq, a predicted model, not a curated record